Molecule: messenger RNA, 654 nt
Organism: Jaculus jaculus (lesser Egyptian jerboa)
Lineage: Eukaryota; Metazoa; Chordata; Mammalia; Rodentia; Dipodidae
Product: T-cell receptor-associated transmembrane adapter 1
Exons: 6
Coding region: 1-654 (217 amino acids)
Biological process (GO): positive regulation of T cell receptor signaling pathway; negative regulation of receptor recycling
Cellular component (GO): T cell receptor complex
Source: RefSeq, a predicted model, not a curated record
AUGGCCUACUGGAUAAAGUGCUUGCAGAAAAAGUGUGAGUACCCGAGUUUGGAUCCCCAGAACCUAGGAAACUCUGGAUGCCCCUUUUUUCUCUGGGGACUCCUAGCCUUUUCGGGGUUGGCUCUGCUUAUAUCCCUGAUCUUCAAUAUUUUCCACUGUAUAGAAAAGCAGCGAGGAGAUAAAACGUACAGGUAUCCUGAUGAGUACAUUCCCAGGGAUGAUGAAUAUUAUGUAGAAGAUACUCCAAUUUAUGGUAACUUAGAUCAUUUCCCAGAAGCACUGGAUGAAAACUGCUAUGAACAAAUGAAAGCUCGACCAGUGGUAACCGAUAUGCAGGAAGCCAUCCCCUCUGCCCAGGUUCCCACGGAAGCUCAGCUUUGCUACGCCUCCUUUGACCACAGCCUCAAGGGGAAACGCAGGAAGCCCCGGGAACAGGCGACAGACAGGGAUAAGGGAGGGCGAUUGCGCGUGGUGGACACCAGAGCGUCUCACACCCAUUUGGUUGAGAGACUCCCACCAGAAAGCCCAGCCACCGAGGAAAAUAUUCAUGAUGAUCCUGUCAGACUGUUUGGAUUGAUCCGUGCCAAGAGAGGACCUGUGAGCCACCUGUACCAGAGCCACCUCGGUGCUAACGCUCUUCCUGAAGAUGGUUGA